GAGGGGGAACGGGGCUAGGGCUCUAUCGGAACUGCCUCCCCAAGACCACCAAUUUUGUCCGGGUGUAGAGGACUAGAGCUUGGGGAAACGUGCCUCCCCGAAAGCCUGCUGACUACACCAACUGUCAGCUCCGUGGCCUUGGAAGGGGUCCCACUCGAAUUUCGGGAGGUGAAAGAAGACGCGAGUAGGAGAAGGGGUUCGUCGUCGCUACAGGCAUUGGGGAAGAGGGGAAGCAGCUUCCUCACCUCGUCCCAGGCAUAUGAUUUAUUGCGUUAUUGACAACGGUGGCAGCGUGCCAAAGCGUAAAGUUACAAAAAUAAAUAACACAUGAAAACUAUUUUGUCAUGGAAAAACGCAAGACAUUUUUACAAGCUGUGUCUAAGGAAUUUAUUCAAGACUUUUUGCAAUUUGUUCAACUUGAUAAAGAUGUCUUUGACCCUUUCAACUUAAAUGAAUUAUUAGAGGAGUUACCAAGGAAACAGAAAGAAGAAUUAUGGGAAAGGCUAAAGAAUUUAUUAACAGAUGUGCUACUAGAGACCCCAGUGGAUGAAUGGCAAAGACAUGAAAUAGAGUGUGAAGAUCGUAUGGAAAUAGAAAAUGGGCCAAACAUGAAACAAACCUUUAAAAUCAUCUAUGCAGUUACACAUGUGAUUAUUAUUUCAUUAUCUGUAAUAAAUGAAAAUGAAAACUACAAAGCCCUGCUAGAGUGUGCAGUCAUAUUAAAUGGUAUUAUACAUGCCCUGCCAGAAUCUGAAAGAAAUUUACAGAAUUCCAUAUAUCACCUAUGUGUGACUUGGUGGGAAAAAGGCCUAGAGGCCAAAGAAGAUAUGGGGAAAACCGCUUUUAUAAUGCUAUUAAAAAAGAGUCUUAAUACUAAAACAGGUGCAGACAUUUGUCGACUUUGGAAUAUUCAUCAGGCCUUACUUUGCUUUGAUUAUAAUUUGGAGGAAAGUAAUGAAAUUAAAGAUAUGCUGCUUCAAUGCUUCAUGAAUGUUAAUUGUAUCAAGACAGAAAAGGGAAGAAGAUUUCUCAGCUUUUUAUUCAGCUGGAAUAUAAACUUCAUUAAACUGAUCCAUGAGAUCAUUAAAAAGCAAUUGCAAGUUUUACAAAAAUCUCUGAUGGAUCAUGUUGCUGAAAUUUAUUUCAGAGCUUGGAAGAAGGCUUCAGGGAAAAUGUUGGAGGUAAUUGAAGAUAGUUGUAUUCAGGAUUUCAUGCAUCAUGGAAUUCAUCUUCCAAGGAGUUCUCCAGUACAUUCCAAAGUACGAGAGGUGCUAAGAUAUUUUCAUGAUCAAAAAAAAAAUCGUCAAGGAGUAGAAGAAAUGUUACAUAGGUUGUAUAAACCCAUUCUUUGGAGAGGAUUAAAGGCCAGAAAUCCUGAAGUUCGAUCAAAUGCAGCAUUGUUAUUUGUUGAAGCAUUUCCUGUUAGAGAUCCUAACCUUAAUAAUGUAGACAUGGAUAAUGAAAUUCAGAAGCAGUUUGAAGAACUCUAUAGUCUUUUGGAAGAUCCAUAUCCAUUAGUCCGUUCAACAGGAAUUCUUGGUGUUUGUAAAAUUACUUCCAAAUACUGGGAAAUGAUGCCUCCAGUGAUACUUACUGACCUUCUAAGGAAAGUAAUUGGAGAUCUAGCUUUUGAUACAAGUUCAGCUGAUGUUCGCUGUUCUGUUUUUAAGUGUUUGCCAAUACUUUUGGAUAAUAGACUAAGCCACCCCUUACUAGAACAGUUUCUGCCAACUCUAAAAUACUGUCUCCAUGACAAUUCUGAAAAAGUGAGAGUAGCUUUUGUUGAUCUUCUGCUGAAAAUUAAAGCUGUGAGAGCUGCAAAGUUUUGGAAGAUAUGCAGUAUGGAACAUCUUCUGACCCGUUUGGAAAUUGAUUCACGCCCUGUAUCUCAGCGCCUUGUUCACCUUCUCUUUAAUUCUUUCUUGCCUGUUAAUCAACCAGAGGAUGUGUGGUGUGAACGCUGUGUUACAUUAAUACAGAUGAAUCCUGCUGCAGCCAGAAAGUUUUAUAAGUAUGCUCAUGAACACACUGCUGCCACAAACAUAGCAAAGUUAAUUCACGUUAUUCGUCACUGCUUAAGUGCCUGUAUCCAGAAGGCAGUAAAAGAAUAUCAGGAAGAGGAUGAAGAAAUGGAAAAAGAGAACAUAACUGUGAUGGAGAAUACAUUGUCGAUAAAUGACAUACCUUCUAUGGCAGGUUUAUUGGAAGUCAUUGUAAUUUUAUGGCAAAGCAUUUGUAAAACUUUGGAACAUAAUGAAGAAGCAAAAACUUAUACCAUCACCAAAUUUGCUUCUGUCCUUCCAGAGUACCUUAAGCACUUUACAGAUGAUCGUUGCAAGAUUCCAUUAUUUAUGUUACUGUCUUUUAUGCCAGCAUCAGCAGUACCCCCAUUCAGCUGUGGUGUGAUCUCUGUAUUGAGGAAUCAAGAAGAGGGAUCUACAGAAAACAAGUGUCACACCCUAAUAGAUUGUCUUUGUUCUUGGGGACAAGUAGGACAUAUCUUUGAACUUAUUUGUGAUUGGUUGCCAGAUGGAGAGGCCAAAAAGAAAAAUAAGUCAACUUCUAAACGCCAAGUACGAAUUCAAGAUACGCGUCAGGCAAAACCUGAAUUGGCAUUGGAUUAUCUGGAGUACUUAUUGCUUCAUAAUAAGAAUAGAGAUUUUCUGUUGUCUCUCCCAGAAAAGAGACUAAACAGUCUUUUGAAAGCACUUGAAACUUCAAAGAAAGAUAUUGUAUCAGUUAUACAGUCAUCUGAUAUAAAGUCGCCAAACUUCAAUCAAGCAACUGCUGUACGAGCCUUUACUAUUUAUUGUCGAUUAUGUAUUCAUCUCCACGCCAAGUUUUGCUCAGAAGAAAAGAUUUAUCUGUCUCUUUUGGAAGAAACUGGAUUUUGGAUAGAAAACCAAGUACUACCUAUUAUUCAUCAACAAGAAGAACAUUUGAAAUCCUGUAGAGAGAUUUGUCAGAAAACUAUUCAGGCCUAUGUCACAGUGUGUAAAGAUGCUGUAAUGAUUGGCUUUGGAGAUUCUAAGUUUCACGUGCAGUUUUUAAAAAUAACUCUUGGAAUUUUGCAAACAGAGAAAGGGUAUUUUUGUAUUCCACUACUCCUUUGUAUUCUCAAAGAGAUGACAUCAAGUUCUUUAAUUCAGAUAUAUAAUUCAAAAGAAGAAGUUGAAACUUUUUUUGACUUGAUUCAGAAAGUGUUCCAGAAAAUGUUGGAAUGUGUUGCAUACAAUUUCAAAAAGCAAGAAGAAGAAGGCCUAGAGUUACUCAAUUCUAUUCAAGUGCCUCUUGAUGAAUUUAUAAGUGCUGUCCAGUCUUGGCAUAUGAAUACAUCAGUACACCAAGGAGUCCUUUCUACUCUCUUAGCUGCAAUAGUCGUUGAAAUAAGUCACAAAUUACGAAAGACUUCAGAUACAGAAGAAUUUGUAAUACCCAAGUGCCUUUCUGAUCUUCCACCAUUCUCAAGGUGUUUAAUGGGAGUCAUAAUGAAGUCUUUAAAUGUAAUCAGAUCAUUCUUAGAAGAAUUGACAAUAUGUAUAGCUUCUGAAGAAAUUGAAGGCAUUGUUUGCCUCACAGCAGUUGUAUGUAUGAUUGUGAUUAUUAGUAAAGGUAAACAUAAAGAUCUGAAGGUUAAGGAUGCUGCUGCCACUAUUCAAAGAAUACUGAACAAAUACAUGGAAAUUACCUUGGAAGAAGAUAGCAUUGAAAGAUCUCUUUAUGAAUCUUCUGUUAGAACUUUGGAUGAACUUUUGAAGGUAUAAACGAGGAAUCAUCUGUCCUGUGUAAAAAGGAAGAAAAAGCAUUGAUUUUAGAAAAUAUUUUAAACAUAUAAUGUAUAUAUUGUAUUUACAUUUUCAAGAAUCUGUACCAUGUGGGGAGGCAGAAAAUUGAUGUUUUAUCUUGCAAUUGAUAUUAAAGUAUCUUUAGUAAAUUUG
Messenger RNA from Sarcophilus harrisii (Tasmanian devil), 3938 nucleotides. RefSeq names its product non-SMC condensin II complex subunit G2 (gene NCAPG2). The transcript is spliced from 28 exons. The coding region runs from base 345 to 3764 and encodes 1139 amino acids. Gene Ontology annotation, biological process: mitotic sister chromatid segregation. The record is from RefSeq and is a predicted model, not a curated record. Gene Ontology annotation, cellular component: condensin complex; nucleus. Lineage: Eukaryota; Metazoa; Chordata; Mammalia; Dasyuromorphia; Dasyuridae.